AUGUUCCCAUACUCAUGGUUCUCAUCAGCUGUCAAUGUGUCUUUUAUCCCAAUCCAUCUUCUUGGAAUCUUGUACGUGUUCAUUGCUUUCAACUUCAGACCAUCUCAUAAUUCAGAUCGGUCAUAUCUGAAAGAAUGGUACUACUUCAAUUGCAUUUUCCAGUUGGUACUUGGUCUUUUGAUGAUUCCUGAGAUUUUGAUUAGUUUAUUCAGCGGAUGGCAUUAUUCUGUUUGCCAAGCAGGAUCUCUAUAUACUGGAUUCUUAUCUGGAACGGUUGUCUUCAUCUGGACGAUAACCAAAAUCGUUGAUCUUUUCGAAACGUUGCUUCUUCUUUAUGAUGCUCGCCGCCCACUCACAAUCCACAUUAUCCAUCAUUUCUUAUCUCUCUCCUAUGCCUUUACCUUCUAUUCUCAAAACUUUGCAAUUCAUCGCUGGAUUGUUUUCUUCAAUUUGACAGCUCACGUCUUUCUCUAUGCCUAUUUGUCUGGAUACAAGAUUCUGAAUAGAUGGACGCCUUGUUGGGUAGCUGUAUGUUCAUCCCAAAUGCUUCAACUCAUUCUUCCAUUCAUUGCAACACUAUUCGCAGCUGCAAAAAUGACACGAGGAACCCAAUGUGAUGCGAACGCCCUUGGAAUCUUCACCUUACAAAUCGGGCUCUCAGUCAUGAUUCUCCUGUUUGCUGAUUUCUACUGGUCACGUCUUCAGGAGUUCAGAAGGAAAAACAUGAAAAAAUUGGAAAAGGAACAGAAGGAGGACACUGACAGUUCAAAAGAGCAGACGAGACAGGAAUCGAUGUCCAAGAAACGAUCGUCUGAUGAGACAGCUAUUUUUGAAAAUGAUUUCCCUGAAUUGAGAUCAGUUGUAUUCUCCCCAUGA
This is a messenger RNA of Caenorhabditis briggsae, 876 nucleotides long. RefSeq names its product Protein CBR-ELO-8 (gene Cbr-elo-8). Gene Ontology annotation, molecular function: fatty acid elongase activity. Gene Ontology annotation, biological process: fatty acid elongation, saturated fatty acid; fatty acid elongation, polyunsaturated fatty acid; sphingolipid biosynthetic process. The coding region runs from base 1 to 876 and encodes 291 amino acids. The record is from RefSeq and is a predicted model, not a curated record. NCBI's taxonomy places the organism in Eukaryota, Metazoa, Nematoda, Chromadorea, Rhabditida, Rhabditidae. Gene Ontology annotation, cellular component: endoplasmic reticulum membrane. The transcript has 5 exons.